AUGGCUGACCCGCGCUUGCGCCAGUUAACGAUCAAGGGCAAUAUUGUUAAGCGGUAUUGUCUAGUGGUCUUUUGUUAAUUGUGUAUUAGCAUCGCGAAGGACCGAUUGAAAUAUGAAGAAGAGCUUGCAGGCCUCAUUAAUUCCCAAAAAGAACUUGAAGUGUCCGGUGCAGAUGCGUACGCCAUAAAAAAGGCGGUUAGAGGUGACGCUUCGUGACUAUUUCUGCAGGUGGAGUUGGUUGAUGAGACCCGUAUGAUGAUCUCCGACUGUAAUCAAAGGUUAACCAAGGCCGUUGCUGACUUGGAACUUGUCAUUCAGGAGAGCGAAGGGGAACUGA
This is a messenger RNA of Spirometra erinaceieuropaei, 337 nucleotides long. NCBI's taxonomy places the organism in Eukaryota, Metazoa, Platyhelminthes, Cestoda, Diphyllobothriidea, Diphyllobothriidae. The record is from the annotation of a GenBank genome assembly.